UCGCGUGCCGAAGUUCUGCUGAAAGCUUCGAAAGUACAGUACCAAGUACAACACUCCUCACACCAUGUCAGAUUCGCAAGAAACUCCUCACGGGCCCGACUCCACCCCCCACGUCCUCGCAGACGCGACGAACGCGAGUACGUCAUCUGGCAACAACGAGCCCGCAGACACAAACGGCACUUCGUCCAAAUCAAGCACGCCGAAGAGCAAGUCGGGCUGGGAUGGCAAGCUACGAGUGGGAAAGCAGGCCACACUGGCAAACCCAGAAGCUUUAGAAGAUUCGGACUACUCAGACGAGGAUGCACCUCCCGUAGACCAGAUCGAUGCCGAUGAAGACUUGCUCGCGGGCGAAAGCCCAGACGUGGAGGAGAUCGAGCUUCUACACUCUAGAAUCACCUCCAUGGCAGCUCUACACCUCGAACGUUUCCAACGACUCAAGCGACUAUGCCUACGACAGAACCAGAUUCAGAAAAUCGAGCUGCCUGAUACAUGCAAGAAUUUGGAAGAGCUGGAAUUAUACGACAAUUUGAUCAAGCACAUCGAUGGCCUAGAAGAAUACACAGCGCUCACGACACUCGAUCUGUCAUACAACAAGCUGAAGCACAUCAAGCGAAUUUCGACGUUGACCAAUCUCGAUCACCUUUACUUCGUGCAAAACCGAAUAUCGAAGAUCGAAGGGCUAGAAACGCUCACAAAACUCACAUACCUUGAAUUGGGAGCAAAUCGAAUCAAAGAGAUCGAAGGAUUGGAGACGUUGACAAACCUCACAAGUCUGUGGCUCGGGCAGAACAGGAUAACGGAGCUCAAAGGACUCAGCACGCUGAUAAAUCUGCGUUCGCUAAGUAUUCAAGCGAACCGUCUCACAUCCCUCAACGGAAUCGAAACAAUACCACAGAUCACAGAGUUGUAUGUAUCGGACAACAAGAUCGAGUCUCUCGAGCCAGUCCGAGCGUGCACGAAAUUGGAGAUACUCGAUUUCCAAACGAAUCCCAUUACGUCGCUCAAAGGAUUAGAAGACCUGAAGGAUCUGGAGAAUGUAUGGGCGAGCAAUUGCCAGAUCGAAAGCUUCCAGGAAGUGGAAAGAGUACUGAAAGAUAAGGAGAAACUCGAAGAGGUGUACCUCGAGGGCAACCCGUUGCAAAGAGCCAAUCCGGUGUUGUAUAGGAACAAAGUGCGAUUGGCUUUGCCGCAGAUUUCCAAGAUUGAUGCCAGCUACGUGAAGGCAACCUGAGUGAGGAAAUUUCGGCCUUUCCGUGCUCAUGAUGCUAGCCGCAGAUGCACAGGCUGCGGAGAACCUGCAGAUUCAGCAUAGCUCAGGACGGCGUUUAUUCGAUUCGGCGACAUCUACAACACAAGUGAAGCUGUACCUCACUGAGUGACGAUUAUU
Molecule: messenger RNA, 1387 nt
Organism: Cercospora beticola
Lineage: Eukaryota; Fungi; Ascomycota; Dothideomycetes; Mycosphaerellales; Mycosphaerellaceae
Molecular function (GO): protein binding
Source: RefSeq, a predicted model, not a curated record